AUGGCUUGGCUGUCCCGGAUGUUGGGCGGCAGCCGCCAGACCAAGUACGAGGCUGUCCCCGACGAGGAGGCCGGUGAUGCCUCGCCCUCGAGACCCUAUCGGCGCCGCUCCCGCACGCGCCUUCUCCUCCCUCGACAGCGCAAGGCCGCCGCCGUCCUCCUGUGCAUUGACGUCCUCAUCGUCGUCACCCUCGUCAUCGUCCUCGAGCCCCUCAUCACCCUGCUCCGACGCAACGAAGACCUCUUCACCCCGAGACUCGAGCUCCACAAUGUCGCUGCCGCCCCAGACGUGCCGGGCGCCAAACACAAGAUUCCGCGCAUCCUCCACCAGACGACCCCCAACGAUACGAUUCCUGCCAAGUGGGUAGAGUCGCAGCGCAGCUGUAAGGAGGUGUACAAGGACUACGAGUACAUGCUCUGGACCGACAAGGGCGCCGAGGAAUUCCUCGCUGCCAACUACUCGGACUUUGUCGAAUCGUGGAAGAAUUACGCUUUCCCCAUCCAGCGCGCCGACGCCAUCCGAUACUUUGUGCUCUACCACUUUGGCGGCAUCUAUCUCGACAUGGACACCCAGUGCAACCAGACUUUCCCCAUGCAAGAAGUCGAAAAUGACUCUAGUAAUGACGUUGCCAUUUUCAAAUCCACCGCACCCACCGGCGUCACCAACGACCUCAUGAUUGCCUCGGCCCGUCACCCAGCCUUUACCAUGGCCAUCGCUCAGCUCCCCUACUACUACGCCUGGACGCGCUUCUGGGCCGAGUACGGUCCCUACAUCAACAUUAUGCUGUCCUCGGGACCCCUCUUCAUCUCGCUCGUCGUCAAGGACUACCUGCUGACGCUGCCCACCACCCCGUCGCCCACCGUCAAGGUCAUCUCCCCUCCCGGCCUCGACGGCUACAUCACCGAUCUCGAGAGCAGUACCUGGCACCGCGCCGAUGCUCAGACCCUCAUGUGGCUCGGCACCCGCCCCUGGACCUGGUUCACCCUGGGUGCCGUCGGCACCUUUUUCGGCCUCUGCCUCAUCAACUACCUGCUACUGGCGUUGUACGGCUUCUUCGCCCGCAGAGUGUUGAGCCUCUCGGCCCGGCUCAAGGAGGCCAAGGUGGCAUAA
This is a messenger RNA of Cordyceps militaris CM01, 1110 nucleotides long. Its product is annotated as mannosyl phosphorylinositol ceramide synthase SUR1. Gene Ontology annotation, molecular function: mannosyltransferase activity. The transcript has 2 exons. Gene Ontology annotation, biological process: mannosyl-inositol phosphorylceramide biosynthetic process. The coding region runs from base 1 to 1110 and encodes 369 amino acids. Lineage: Eukaryota; Fungi; Ascomycota; Sordariomycetes; Hypocreales; Cordycipitaceae. The record is from RefSeq and is a predicted model, not a curated record.